This is a messenger RNA of Osmerus eperlanus (European smelt), 1230 nucleotides long. RefSeq lists its product as uncharacterized. The transcript has 2 exons. NCBI's taxonomy places the organism in Eukaryota, Metazoa, Chordata, Actinopteri, Osmeriformes, Osmeridae. The record is from RefSeq and is a predicted model, not a curated record. Bases 2 to 982 code for a protein of 326 amino acids.
UAUGCUGUCAGAGGAGGACUUCGUGAAAGCAGUCAUCCCACACCUUCAAGAUGGAUUGUCCCAUUUUAGUGCUGUGUGUGAUACCUUAUUCAAUGUUGACCAUUCAGAAAAUUUCAAGGCAGCCAUUCAGAAAGCUGUGACAAGUUUGAACGAAUCAGAAACGGUUGCUAAAUCCCAUCUAGACAGAGUGGACGAGUACACUGAGGAGUCGACACAGAGGAAAGGAAAACUGGAGUCAGAAUGUCAGUCCCUGCAGACAGAUUUAGCCAAUUUACAAACUCAGUGUAAAGCUAUUAAGGACAACAUGUCUAAUUACAAAUACGCUCUUGAGAAAGCUAAGAAUGAGAAAGAGUCUGCUGAGCGUCACCUGCAACACUGCAGGAACAAAGCAAGAGAAAGCCAAAAGAUAAGAGAUGCUGGGAUUUGUCUGAUGUUUAUUCCUUUCAUUGGGACCAUUGCAGGAGCUGUGAUGAUGGAUGUUGGGCAGGCUGAGAUGGACCAAGCUAAAUGGCGCGCCAAACAAUCCCAAAAUAAUGUUAACAGGUUUGCGUCCUUGGUAAACUCCCAUGAGCGUCAGUUAGCCCUCAAAAAGCAAGAAAAGGGGCAGAAUAAAAUCGCAAUUGAACGUAAUCAGAAUAACAUUCAGAAAAACGACAUCAGUCUGAGAGAAGUCAAAAUUAAAAGACCCAAAGUUGCAGGUUUUCAGAGUAAGUUGAGAGAAGCAGUCAACUUUCUCAGUGUCCUGUCUGGCAGGGCUGAUGUUGCUCUGACUGUAACCUCUCAAGUUAUCCUCCUGGAGCCACUGAUUAUUGUGAUGACAGAAGUUUUGGGCCUCUGUUUUGAAGCUGCAGGUGAUGAAAAAAUGAAAUUACUGAUGCAAGGGUCUGACAUGUACUCUACCAUUGAAAGUUUGAAAAAUGUCCAUAAGAAAUUUUCAAGCAUCACUGGCAAGCAGAGUGCUCUGUCUGAACAGUUUUAUUAACCUGUAGUGUCUUUAACAACUAGAGUUGUUACAAUAGUGCAGAAUUAUUGUUAUGAUUAUGAGAUUUGACAAAUAAUUAGUGUGCUUCCCUUUGCAUUUUACAAAUUGUUCACAGAAUGCAAUAUAACUAAAUUCUACAGAAAGUAGAACGAUUACAUUCCAUAAUCUAAUGAAUAAAACCUUUGAUAUCUUAUUUGAGUACCUCAUUUUUUAUCAUACAUUUCAUUCAUUUAGCAGAUGAUUUUAUC